Messenger RNA from Carassius carassius (crucian carp), 1312 nucleotides. RefSeq names its product dual specificity protein phosphatase 23-like. The record is from RefSeq and is a predicted model, not a curated record. Gene Ontology annotation, biological process: protein dephosphorylation; cilium assembly. The coding region runs from base 771 to 1229 and encodes 152 amino acids. The transcript has 3 exons. Lineage: Eukaryota; Metazoa; Chordata; Actinopteri; Cypriniformes; Cyprinidae. Gene Ontology annotation, molecular function: protein tyrosine/serine/threonine phosphatase activity.
ACUGCUAAUAAACCUUUUCUGAUGCGAUCGUCCUUGCAGUCCUGGUGGAAACAGCGUUAAACCACAUAAAUACACCGCAACUAGCAAUUAGCAGCUAUCAAAAAGCGAUGUUGUCAGGUACUACUAGUCUAAAAGUAGAUUCUCAUGUUUUAACUCUUCGAUAUGAUUUCUAAUUCAAUUACUUAAAAGUGUUCCUGCGUCAUUUAUAAGGUGUAACAGUAUUUUCCAGACGGCAAAGUCUGUCACGUGGUAAGCGUUACUUAACUAGAGAUGGGCUAACCGCAGUCGUUUAUGAUUAAAGUAAAACGUACUUUAUUUGAUAAUUUUACAAAGAAAAUAUUGCAUCGAAAUUGUAUCCAUAUAUCAGCUGCAAGUAGUUUCAGUUUCUAUGUUUAAAAUGUUUAAUUUUUAAUUCAAAGGCUGUUUGCACUAAAGCAAAACUCUUGCUCAGAUUUCCCCGUGUUUUAAUGGAAAAUUGCGGGUUUAUGGCCUUUGUGCGCCCUCUACAGGUAAAGACUCCAUGAAGCAGACUGCAGUGAUUAGUUAGUAACGGGUGCCGCCCAAUGGUAAAACUCGACAGCUGCUUCAGUUCCGCCUGAACAACAUGUGCCUGUGUUCUAAAGAUUGCAUUUAAUCUAUAGCUAAAAUAAUAAUAUAUAGAUCAUAAUAAUAUAUAGAUCAGGGUGUGAUUAUCAGGGUCUUCAGAAAAGAACCAUUUAGAGCUGAUAUGGAUCACGCCGAGUAAACAUUGGACUAAACAAGAGAAAACUAUGGCUUCGGCACAACCUUCAAACUUCUCCUGGGUGGAUCCUGGUAAGGUUGCAGGCCUGGCAAUGCCUCGAAUGACGGCUCACUAUCAGUAUCUGCUGAACAACGGCAUUAAACAUCUGGUGACCCUGAGCGAGCGCAAACCUCCUUACCAUGACACCUGUCCUGACCUGACCCUUCAUCACAUCAGGAUUCACGACUUCUGCGCGCCAACGUUUGAUCAGAUCAACAGAUUCCUGUCCAUAGUGGAGGAGGCCAAUGCUAGAGGACAGGCUGUUGCGGUGCACUGUUUGCUUGGUUUUGGGCGAACAGGGACGAUGCUCGCCUGUUACCUGGUGAAGAGCAGGAAAAUCACCGGAAUCGAUGCGAUUAAUGAGAUAAGAAGCAUACGCCGAGGGUCCAUUGAAACCAGAGAGCAGGAACAAAUGGUGGUGCAGUUUUAUCAACAAAAUAAGGUGUAAAAUAAGAAGCAUUUGUUUUUAUGAUGCAGAUGUUUAUGACUAAUGUUACAUCAAACAAUAAAGAAUAAUUUAUUUCCAGUGUA